Messenger RNA from Fonsecaea monophora, 1341 nucleotides. RefSeq lists its product as hypothetical. The transcript has 2 exons. Bases 1 to 1341 code for a protein of 446 amino acids. NCBI's taxonomy places the organism in Eukaryota, Fungi, Ascomycota, Eurotiomycetes, Chaetothyriales, Herpotrichiellaceae. The record is from RefSeq and is a predicted model, not a curated record.
AUGUAUUGGAAAAGCGCCUACCAGAAAGCCGAAUCAGAGCGCUUGAAGCUAGCCGAUGAGCUGGAACGGUUGAGAGAAGAGAGAGACCCCUUUUUACCUGCUGAAGAUGUCCAGCCUCCAAAACGACAGUCUACCGCUGGCAAACGCAAACGAGAUGCUGUGACGAUCCCGGCGAGAAAGGCCAAACCAGCAACCAGACAGCACAGGGAACUUGAAAUUGACGAUAGUGACUUGGGAAUCGAAAGUCUCAAUAUACCGCUCACAGAUCGUCAAUCAUUCCUUCGCGGCGUCAGAUCCCUCCGUCACAGCCUGCGUCUAACCGAUCCCUGUCAGGAGGUUCUCGUAGAUGCAAUCAAGGCGCUCGCGAUUUCCGUCUCAAGGAUACUCCAGAAGCAACCGAGCGCAACGCGAAAGAAUAACGCCAAGCUGGAAGAUCCAUCGAUGCAAGAUCUUUCUGCGGUCUUCAGGAAUGUCUACCCAUCAAUUCUGGAGGGCCUAGAAUCCAUCCAGCUACAGAUGGGUGAGGAAGGUGAAGAAAACUACCCUGCUCUCUCACACCUGACCAAGGUGUUUCAAGCCUUCUUCGGACGGCUCCACGAGCUCGCUUUGAAUGAAUAUGCUAGACAAAAGCAACGCGUCAAAUCGAAGAGACGGAAACCUGCCCCUACGCAUGAGACUUCCAGCCGUGGAUAUUUGUCAAUGAGCGAACAAACCGUCGCCGAGACCAAAGAGAUAGUUCGGACGCUGGCGUACAUGAUAACAGCGCUUGACGUUUCCAGCGAUUUUCACUGUGAACUCUUAGAAGGCUACAUGUGUACAAUCUUAGACCAUGUUGGUUCAAUAUUGUCACUUCUGGUAUUUGCAGACUCGACGCGGACAAGGAACAAACAGACCGGUCUGCUUGCACCACGCGGUUUGAUGGACGCUGCGCAUCUUGAUACCGCGUCCGCGACAGGUGCAGCUACAAUUGAAGGACCAUACCUCAUCUGGAUUUUGCGCAAGGGAAUGGAAUUCUUGCUGGCAAACACCAAAAAUAUGUCUGAAAAGUCCCAGCUCAUUUUUGCAUUGCAGGGGUCCGACUCAAAAGAUGUCGCCCAUGGCAAAGGUCUUCGGCGACGAAUUGAGGAAACACUCCAGAAUACGCUUCUUCGAGGAGUGUUUGGAGAUGGUGACGAUACAUUCUGCAAUUCUCUGAGACGAGACGAGGAAAGGGAGGGGGAAGGAGAAUGGACGCAAGUGAUGGAGGCGAUCGGGGAGAAGGAACGGUCUCCCGAGUGGUUUAUUGGAGAGGUUUGGGAGCAUCUAGGCUGGGAUAUCUUAUCUGGGAGGACGGAUGUUUGA